Molecule: messenger RNA, 1122 nt
Organism: Ustilago hordei
Lineage: Eukaryota; Fungi; Basidiomycota; Ustilaginomycetes; Ustilaginales; Ustilaginaceae
Exons: 3
Coding region: 1-1122 (373 amino acids)
Molecular function (GO): D-amino-acid oxidase activity; FAD binding
Source: RefSeq, a predicted model, not a curated record
AUGAGCGCAAACACCCACAUCGUCGUGCUUGGAGCUGGAGUUCUUGGACUCACCAACGCUUUCGAGCUCCGCGAACGAGGCUACAAGGUCACCAUCCUCGCACGAGACUUGCCACAGGACUCCUUCUCACAAACUUUUGCAAGUCCAUGGGCCGGCGCCAACUGGUGUUCCUUCGCCACUCUUCAAGACAAGCCCAGCCAACGUCGAGACGCAAUCACCUUCCAGAAAUGGCUUCAGCUUCACAAGCAACUCCCACCCGAAAUCAUGGCUAUGGUCGACUUCACCGAUAUCACUCCCUACAAGCGAGAAGCACAAGACGUAUGGUACAGCAAACUUGUCCCUGACUUUGCAGUCCUACCGAAUCGUGACGGUCAAGGCUGGCACGCGAUCAAGUACAAGUCCUUCACCAUUAGUGUUCCUCUUUACACAAAGUUACUUGUCUCCGAGCUAACCUCUCCGAAACCUAGUUUGAUGGACGCAACACGAGCUGGACCGUCAGUAGAGAUCCGACGAUGCUCGACCUUAUCCUCUUUGUCGGCGGUACGGGCGUUGAUUCCUAGCUGCGACCUUAUUGUUAACGCUACUGGAGUUGGUGCUGGUGAUCUAGCCGAAGUCAAAGAUCCGAAAGUGUACCCCAUCCGUGGUCAGACAGUGCUUGUCUCAGUGCCUUGCUUCCGAGCUCCAUCUCAAGGUGCUAGGUGUGUGAUGAAGCUCGGCAGUCCAGCACACUACGUUAUUCCGCGUGCUCGAUCAGGUCAAGUCAUCCUCGGUGGCUCAUUCGAUAUUCGUCAGUCCAGUACAACACCAGACAAAGUGCUAGCAGAGAAGAUCCUGCAGGAGUGCGCAAAGUUGGUACCAGAAAUCGUACCCGAGGGUAAGACGUGGAAGGAGAUCGACGUUAUUUCUCACAAUGUUGGGUUGAGGCCGGCGAGAGAGAAUGGAGUGAGGGUGGAGUUGGAGACAUUAGCAAGUGGAGCAGCAAGCAGAGGCUUGACUGUAGUUCACUCAUAUGGCAUUGGUCCGGCUGGAUAUCAAGCUUCGUUUGGCAUUGCGAACGAGGUCGCAGACCUCGUGGACGGUCAUGUCGCCACAUCCGGAGGCAAGGCUCAGGCGAAAUUGUAG